Messenger RNA from Sardina pilchardus (European sardine), 3112 nucleotides. It is a transcript of the gene fsd1, whose product is annotated as fibronectin type III and SPRY domain containing 1. Gene Ontology annotation, biological process: regulation of cell division; regulation of mitotic spindle organization. Gene Ontology annotation, molecular function: microtubule binding. The coding region runs from base 125 to 1606 and encodes 493 amino acids. NCBI's taxonomy places the organism in Eukaryota, Metazoa, Chordata, Actinopteri, Clupeiformes, Clupeidae. The transcript has 13 exons. Gene Ontology annotation, cellular component: microtubule. The record is from RefSeq and is a predicted model, not a curated record.
AAUGCACCCGGGCAGCAUCAGUACCAGAACAGUGAAAGGUUGGGUGUAUAUUCGCCGCUGAAGAGUGGAAAAGAACUCUCUGUGGACUAUUUUAUCGCUGCUAUUGGCACCUUAAGCGUCCAACAUGGGGGAGCACAAGGAGUCUCUUCGGAAGAUCAUCACAACUUUAGCUCUGAAGAAUGAUGAGAUCCAGAACUUCAUCUGCUGUCUCAAGCAAAGCCUGCAGAAUUUAGAGGCCAACUCCACGCGCGUGCAGGAGGACCUGGAGUCGGAGUUCAGCUCCCUACAGUCAGUGCUGGACGAGCUGAAGGAUGGGAUGCUCACGCGCAUCAAACAGGAGCGAGCCAGCCGCACAUAUGAGCUCCAGAAUCAGUUGGGUGCCUGCACCAAAGCUCUGGAGAGCUCAGAGGAACUGCUGGAGCUAGCCAAUCAGACGAUCUGCUCCUCGGAGACAGAUGGCUUCACACAGGCGGCCAAAGACAUUAAGGAUAGUGUGACAAUGGCACCUGCCUUUCGUUUGUCACUGAAGGCUAAAGUCAAUGAUAACAUGAACCACAUGAUGGUUGAUUUUACCCAAGAGAGAGAGAUGCUGCAGGCAAUCAAAUUUCUCCCAGUGCCUCCAACUCCAGAGAUCCUGGCCUCUGAGUGCCAGGUGUGUGACAACACCGUGGCGGUGGUGUGGGCCUUACCGGAGCCCGACUCCAAAAUUGACCACUACGUCCUGGAGCACCGGCGCACCAACCACGAGGGGCCUCCACGGGCCCGAGAGGACUACCCCUGGAUGGUGGUGGAGGGCAUCCGUGAGACUGAGCACACCCUCACAGGGCUUCGAUUUGACACCCGCUACAUGAACUUUCGUGUGAAGGCGUGUAACAAGGCGGUGGCUGGAGAGUUUUCCGAACCGGUCACGCUGGAAACGCACGCCUUCACAUUUAAACUGGACGGGGGCUCUUCCCACCAGAACCUGCGGGUAGAGGACCUCAAUGUGGAGUGGGACAGCACUGGAGGAAAGAUCCAGGAGAUGCGCAAGGACAAGAACCGAACCAACUCGCCCAUGCAUUCCCCCGCCAGAUCUGCCAUGAUGUCUCCAAAGAGAGUCCCUUCUGCCCGAGUGGGCAGAGACCGCUUCACUGCGGAGUCGUACACAGUGCUUGGCGACAGCAUGAUUGACGCGGGGCAGCAGUACUGGGAGGUGAGCUUCGACAAGGAGAGCAAGGCGUUUGCGGUCGGCGUGGCCCUGCGCUCGCUGGGCCGCUUCGACCAGCUGGGCAAGAGCAACGCCUCCUGGUGCAUCCACCUCAACAACUGGCUGCAGCAGAGCCUGACGGCGAAGCACAACAACAAGGCGCGCAUGCUGGACUGCCCCAUCCCCGACCGCGUCGGCGUGUACUGCAACUACGAGGAGGGAACAUUGUCCUUUUACAACGCCAGAACUAAGCUUCUCAUCCACACCUUCAGAACUAAGUUCCAGCAGCCUGUCAUUCCUGCUUUUAUGGUGUGGAAUGGUAGUUUCACGGUGCACACAGGCCUGCAAGUCCCCAGCAUCGUACAGUGUGGCCAGAAGAGGAACAGCGGCACCAGCAGCUCCAACGCCAGCCUCACCUAGACCCCAAGAAGCCCCCCCCCCCACGCCCGCACUGCACCGCAGAACCCACAACCGCGUCCCGGAUCCUCAGCACCGGGCUGGCACCGGUCCAGGAGCACAAACUCGACCCAGCACACGUACCAUGCAGCAGCAGCAGCAGCAGCAGCAGGCGAGGAGACUCCAGUCACUCCAUCUUCAACAUGUUCACCUGCUCCACCUGUGGCUGGGGUUUUUAGAGGGACGGUGGAUGGGGGCGUAGGGUAGUGAAAGAGCAGUGCAGUGCUAGUCUCAUUUCAUUCAGCGCAAUCCUCUGUGCCUUUCAGCUCAAUAGAAUGGACAUUGAGGCCUGCUCACAUAUGUAAACAUAUGCUACAAAGAUAGGCGCUGUAGGGGUUACAAAGAAAAUUGUAUUCUGAUGUAUGUAUGUUUAUGUGUGUGUAUAUGUAUGUAAUGUAUGUAUGAUAAAAGAGUGUGUGUGUGUGUGGCUGUGUGAGUUUGUGUGUAUGUCACAAAGGCCAAAUAACUCAUUUCCAAUCUUACAACUGUGUUGAUCAACCGAAGUUAUGUUAACAUUUCAUUGGGAUUUGCACUACUUUUAAAUGCAACUGAAAAGCAUGUUAAUGUAACUUUGUUGUGCCGCACUGUCCGAACCUUCUCGUAGCGUAGAUAUAUUACACGCUGAAUGUUGCGAAUCAUAAAGCCUAUAACUCUACCAGCUGCUUUUCACUACACUUCAGAACUGUUUUACGGUCAUAGAUAUACCAGGUAGCACAGCCGCCUGCUUGUAAACAUUUGAAUAGCGUUCAACCUCAAAACUGAAUGUAUUUAUUUCAAUAUUGCCAACUCAAAUGCAAAGUAGAUGAAUCAGAGCAGGGCAGUAAGCAGGCAUUUGGCCUGUAGUCCAGUUAAGGGGCCCCUGCGUGUAUGUCAGCUGUAGUGUAGUAUUACCCCUGUAGCCUCUUGAAUGGAAAACAAAGAACAAAGAACAGCAACACUUUAGCCUGCAUCGACUUCCUCAUGGUAGAUCAUAAUGCUACCGUCAGGAUUUGUCAUUCAAGGAAUCCUAAACAUUUGAAGAUGGUACACAGUCAAGUCACAGAUGUCACAGAAUUUGUUGGGUGUGUCAGCUGAUCUUUCCUAUUGUUUUUCUUUUUUUUAGAAAAAAAAACAGCAUUUCAACUGAAGUUCCCUAAAAAAAACACAAUUAGAGACGUGCAGUACGGUGUUGUGGGAGAUCCUGCAUCUGUGUAACAGUUUGAAGCCCUCUUGUGCAUUUUAUAUCUAAACCUAAGAAAUGUGUGUGUAAUUCUCAGAUACAGUCUUAGACAGAACUGUGUUGAUCCCAUGAAGGUGUUAUGUAUGCCUUCAAAGAUCAAGUUCACUUAAAGAUCUUCAAGGAAGUGUUCAAUUAUUUUUUUGAAUGCCUGUUUGUUCACCAUUGCGGAUGUGUAUUCUAAUCUUACACCUAGAAUGGCAGCCAGGGUGAUGUAAUAGUCAUAAUUGUACGUUUCCAGUAAUGCAAUGAUG